AUGGCUCGCAGUGUCGGAAACGGUGAAAAACGAUAUCGGUCGAUGCAAGAACACAUCAGGCGCGCCCACCCCGACUACUACAUUCCCAAGUUGCCGGCCACGGAGGAGAGUUUCCAGUUGAUGAUCAGCACUCCUCCGUCGCAACGCCCACAACAACCAACCGCGGCACCGGCUCCCGCUCGAAAAGGCCUUUACAAUCAAACAGCGGAUGCCAGUGAACAGGCUCCAUUACUGGAACAAGUUGGAGCAGUCACCGGCCCUCCAUCAGGUACUGCGAAUGCCGCGGUCGCCCUGGCUCAACUUCACAAUUGGGAUUCAGAAUUUGAUGUGUUCCCCGAGUCCGACUACAAACGUGAAGGGUCGGGCGGCUUUGAACUGCCCUCUCUACGUGCGCAGUUCAGCGAAGACACGCUCCCCCCGUUCCAAACGUCUCGCACGCGCGAGUUGUUACCUUCUAUUUUACAAUCGCCGGGCAGUCGGUAUUCGUCGUUGCCACCCCUUCAGCGACGCGAUAAGAUGCAGCGUUCGAAAAAAUCGUCCAUGGGACAAAACGCACGCAAGGGCAAACACGAGCGCGGAAAGUCGAGGGAGUUCUCAGCCAAGGACUUCACGAGGCGACUAAGCGUCGAAGGCCGAAAGGCCAUGUCUGCCGAACCGCCUACGGCGGCUUGGGUGCAAGGCAAGAGAUGGGAAGAUCUGAUCGAAGCGGCGACGACUGCUACCGAGGUGGAUGAUGAUCGUGAUCUCACUCCCAUGCCGCAGUCGCCAAACUUUCCGCCGUCCCAGGGCUCGACAGCGAUGGCGAUGCACGCGCAGACGGCGGCGGCGCGCAGAUUGUCCGCCGCGGACACGCCAGGUGGUGGUGAUGGUGCAUACAAGCGAUCAUCCCUGCCGCCGGGGUUCCGACCACUCGGCCACCAUCUGCAGCACGGCUCAGCUGGCAAGUACUCGUACAAUGCCUCUCCGCUGCAGCGAGCACUGACACCCCCUCCUCCUGACGUGCUGGGAGCCAAUGACUCUGAGCCUUUUCCCUCGGUCGAGACGGUGGAGAGCGCGGGAUCGGGAGCGAACUUUCACAUUUCUGCAUCGGGGCUGCCCACGUCGAACGACACGAGUCCGCUGCAGCACUACUCAGAGGCACACCCCUACCGGCACUCGCAGUCGUCCUCGUUUGGCAGCAAAUCGGAAGUGCUGGAGAUCUACUGCGCGUCGUGCGGCCGGCCCUGGCUGCUCAAGAAUUCCUUUGCCUGCACCGAGUGUAUCUGUGGCGUCUGCAGCGACUGUGUUGGACAGAUCAUCAGCAGCCCAGUGAUGGCUGUCCAACCAGGACUCGCGCCGAUGCGUCGCGGUUGCCCCCGCUGCGGAGUCAUGGGCGGGAAAUGGAAGCGAUUUCAACUGGAUUUUCGAUAG
Molecule: messenger RNA, 1410 nt
Organism: Exophiala spinifera
Lineage: Eukaryota; Fungi; Ascomycota; Eurotiomycetes; Chaetothyriales; Herpotrichiellaceae
Exons: 5
Coding region: 1-1410 (469 amino acids)
Source: RefSeq, a predicted model, not a curated record